Mercenaria mercenaria is the source of this 2051-nucleotide messenger RNA. RefSeq names its product IgGFc-binding protein-like. The transcript is spliced from 11 exons. The record is from RefSeq and is a predicted model, not a curated record. NCBI's taxonomy places the organism in Eukaryota, Metazoa, Mollusca, Bivalvia, Venerida, Veneridae. Bases 65 to 1978 code for a protein of 637 amino acids.
CUCAGUUUAAAUGUAUAAGAUGAACUUCGCUACUUCGCUUUAUCAUUUAGUGCAAAGGUGACGCAUGAUGGAAACCUUAAUGUUUCUAGUGUUACUGUUCGGAUCAGUAGUUGCUGCUGACCAAUGUCAUGUGAAAUCAACAAGUGGAACAGACUUCAUAUUUGGAAUCCCUGGGACAUACGGAAACCCAACAAGUAUUCAAAUUCUACUGACAACUACUAGUAGUGCAGAUGUGAGGGUAACCGCCCCUUCAUUGAACUUGGAUAAGCACUAUGUCUUUACAAAACAUACCACUAUUCCAAUAGCAGUAACUGGGACGCAUCAACCUAAUGGAACACAAUUCAAAGCCAUUGAACUGCAUUCUAAUGCACCGAUCUGGGCCGCUGUCAUGUUAGGAAAUGGAAACAAUUUUGAAGGAUUUCUUCUUGUGCCACGCAAUGUUUUAUCGACAAAGUACAACGUAGCUUCUUAUCCGCCGUACCUCUAUGGAAAUUACUAUUUCAGUGAAUUUCUUGUAGUAGGCACAGACAGUGAUACUACUGUAGAUAUAGAUUUCCCUAAAACAUUUUCUCCCGCACCGAACGGACGAACAUCAGUUCAACUUCAAAAGUAUGAGACAUACUUGUUCAGAAGUUUAAGUGACGUCACUGGUGCGAUUAUUACAAGUGACAAACCGGUGGCGGUAAUUUCCGGUGCUUCUUGCGCUCAAGUGCCAGCGAAGGUAGGUGAUUGCCAGUAUUUGGUGGAACAGAUGCUUCCUACCGAUGUUUACGAUUUUAAGUUUAUCAUACCUGCAAUUCCUCCUACAAAGAACUAUUACGUACGAAUUUUUGCUACCAACGACAACACAGAGGUUAAUUUCCACAAUAGUUCAGAACAUACCUCAACAUUUAUCAACGAAGGAGAGCCGCUAGAGAAACAUUUCUACGAAGAGCCAACGAUACUCCUCGCGGACAAACCUAUCUCGGUCAUUAUGUACUCGGAAAACCCAUUUAUGAUGACAGCCCAAGCCUUAACACAGUUCCAGUCUGAGUACAACUUUGCCCUACAGGGUGUUUACGCACCAAACACGUUAGCAGUGACCAUCAAAACUGCUGAUAUUCCGGAUCUGUAUCUAGAUGGAAGCAGAACAGCAAUUGAUACUGCUAAGCGAAUUCAAGUUUCCACACCCUUGCAUGAAUACACAACCCUUUACAUUGAUGUUUCUCAAGCCACUAUUCAUCGACUUCACCAUGCGAAGAACGCCAGGUUUGGAGCACUUAUCUAUGGGUUGGCUAGCGCCAGUGCUGCUUACGGUAUACCACUGAAACUAACGUUGACAAAUACAGCCUGUUACCAAGGAAACAACACGAACAGCACUGUCAGCUAUCCAGGUCAAGGCCAAGGACUAGGUUCGCACAUAAACUACAAGCCAAUAGGGAACGGUGUCCAUUGUUUCAACUGCGAAGACAUGACGCAUCUUAAAUAUUGUGACAAGGUGACAACGUGUUCCGGACAAGACCAGGUUUGCUACGUGCAAAGUUACAGCAAAAGCUUGAAUACUAUAAGGUACAGAUCAGGCUGCAUUGACAAGCACAGGUGUACUGCACAUGGGCAACAUGGUUGUAUGGAAUGUUGUAAUGGCAGUUACUGUAACACAUACGGGUGUGGAGAUGACGGUUUACGUGGCCUUGAAAAUCGUGGACCGUUUUGUUUCGACUGUCGGCAUCAGGGUGCAAAUGAUGUUUGUGAAACUGUGCAGCUCUGUUCCGUAACAGAGAUAUGCAUGAUAGAAAAGUACAAGUGGGGAGACGACGACAGUCACUUCAUCAUGGGCUGUACGGACGCUCAGAUGUGUAGUGACAGAAAACGGUCCUUAGCGACCGCUUCUUUGGAGAGGACAAACAGAAACGUUCCAGUGUGCUCCAAAUGCUGUGACACAGAUUUUUGCAAUAUCAACUGUACAACGGACAAUAAUCCAUUGAAUAUCAUUGGUUGAUUGCAUGACUGAAAUUCCUUCACAUUUAGUCUGAAGCAACUACCAAUAAUAAAAAAUGAAUGUGAAGAGAUUA